Messenger RNA from Glycine soja, 1118 nucleotides. RefSeq lists its product as uncharacterized. The record is from RefSeq and is a predicted model, not a curated record. Bases 275 to 709 code for a protein of 144 amino acids. The transcript has a single exon. NCBI's taxonomy places the organism in Eukaryota, Viridiplantae, Streptophyta, Magnoliopsida, Fabales, Fabaceae.
ACAUAUCCAAAAUUCCAAUCACUUCCCGUGCUUAAUUUGCAUGCAAUUUUCAUAUAUUAACAUAAAAUCAAUCAACAAUAAUGUCUCCUUGAUUUAAGUUGUACUUUACUCGUUUUCUUUUUCCUCUCCUUUGCCUAUAAAUAGCACCACACACUUCCCAACCCUUCCCUCACAAAAACGAGUGAUAGAUAACUAAUUUCUUUGUUUCAUUCUUUCCCACUUUCUACCACAGAGACUAGUGAUCGAUUAAGCAACUUAACACAGAAUUGCAUAUAUGGGAAACACUUGUGCACCAACUCAAUACGCAAGCAAAGGCGGAAACCAUAGUUGGCAAUCCACGGUGAACAUAGUUCACUUAGAUGGAAAGUUGCAACAAUUGAAGGAGUCAAUUAAGGCAUGGAAAGUGUUGUCUGAGAACCCAAACUGCUACAUAUGCUGCUCAGAAUCCAUGUAUGUUGGGUCACCGAUGCCUCCUUUGGCUCCAAGUGAAGAGCUUCAAUUGGGUCUCAUAUACUUCCUUGUUCCAAUUCCCAAAUCAAGAAUCCCACUCUCUCUUCAGGACUUGGGGGCACUAGCCAUCAAGGCUAAUGCAGCUCUUGCUGCUGCUGCAACACCUAAUAACAACUACCCUAUCUUAAAACCCAGUUCACAAAAAAAGUUCCGCACACACCCUACUUUUUCUAACGUUUCUAUGGGAUAUUCCCAUUAGAUCUUCGAAGAUGGGUUUGAAGGUUGAAUUGUGAUAUAUUCUUCACCUAUGCAUGUUGUAAAAGCUGCGGAUUCUGCUUGAUGAUGAUCGAUGGUGAUGAAGUUAAGCGACAGGAACUAUAUAUCCUUAAUUGCAGUAGUUGCAGACAAUUGCAGUUGCAGUUUACAAGUCCUACAGAAACUUUCAUGAUAUAGAAUGAAGAAUUAUGAUAGUUGAAAGGUGACAUGAGCUAAGGAAUUUAGGAGACGGAGACGGAGACGGAGACCAGAUCAAUUCCUCUAUACUUUGGAAUACAGUACACAUGUACAACUUGUAUAAGCCAAAUCCAACUUGUAUGCUAUGAGAUAAUAAACAUUUGUGCCACAUAAUUAUUUCAUUUAUAAAAAUAAUAUUAAUUUUUUCCACUUAA